Messenger RNA from Recurvomyces mirabilis, 7338 nucleotides. RefSeq lists its product as uncharacterized. Bases 1 to 7338 code for a protein of 2445 amino acids. Lineage: Eukaryota; Fungi; Ascomycota; Dothideomycetes; Mycosphaerellales; Teratosphaeriaceae. Gene Ontology annotation, biological process: secondary metabolite biosynthetic process; amino acid activation for nonribosomal peptide biosynthetic process. Gene Ontology annotation, molecular function: catalytic activity; phosphopantetheine binding. Gene Ontology annotation, cellular component: cytoplasm. The record is from RefSeq and is a predicted model, not a curated record. The transcript has 2 exons.
AUGGGUCGGCAGCUGGCCGUACUGAACGAGAAGCCUCGACACUUGCCUGGACCCGAGCUCCUACACGAGCUUAUUGCAUGGGAAGCAUCACCUCACGAUGUCGCCAUAGAGUACACCGAUGACCGAGGAUCAUGCCAGAUCUUGACAUACGAGCGAUUGAGGGCCAGAUCCGAUGCUUUAGCUGCUCGACUAAUCCGUGCGAGGGAUGCCGGUCGUUCACGACGAACGACAAGAUUCAUCGUUCCCUUGUACAUACAGCAAUGCUUGGAGCUGUAUGUUGCGCAGAUCGCUGUCUUAAAGUCUGGAGGGGCGUUUUGCCCAAUCUCACUGGACGUACCAGAGGACCGCCUACGUUUUAUUCUACAAGACACUGAUGCCAGUGUGCUUGUCACGGCGGCCGAUCACAUCGACCAUCUACCACAUCUUGAGGGCAUAAACGUCCUCUCUAUCGAAGACAAUGAGACCAACGAUAGACCUUUUGCUGCGCCAUCGAUACAAGCAUCCGAAGCGGCGUAUAUCAUGUAUACGUCCGGAUCCACUGGCAUACCGAAAGGUGUCGUCAUUUCGCACAGUGCGGUAACGCAAGCUCUUCUGGCCCAUGAGCGGCAUGUACCUCACUUCCGGCGCUUUCUACAGUUCGCCAGUCCGACGUUCGACGUCUCCUGUUUCGAAAUAUUUUUCCCGUUGUAUCGUGGCGCAACACUUGUGGCUUGCCACAGGAAACAGCUUCUCAACGAUCUCCCGGACGUCAUCAAUCGCUUGAAGGUUGACGCAGCAGAGCUCACUCCAUCUGUGGCUAGUACUCUUCUCCGUGGACGUCAGAGUGUGCCAGGACUUGAGCUGUUAUUGACCAUCGGCGAGAUGCUGAAAAGGUCUGUAGUUGAAGAAUUUGCAGCCAGUACCGAGCAGACUGGCAUACUUUGCGGCAUGUAUGGGCCCACAGAAGUAGCCAUACAUUGUACCGUUCAGUCAUGCUUCCAGAAAGCAAUGUCUGUGAGAGACAUCGGCAUGCCACUUGACACAGUGUCUGCUUUCGUUGUUCGGCCGGCAGAGAAUGAUGAUGGUGGGAUACCAGAGAUCCUUACUCUAGGAGAGGAGGGAGAGCUAGCUCUGGGUGGCACGCAGCUGGCAGACGGCUACCUCAAUCGUGAAGAACAAACUCGGGCGGCUUUCGUGUACCAUCCACAGUACGGAAGACUCUACCGCACUGGAGAUCGAGCGCGGAUUGGCGAUGAUGGGAGACUGGAAUGUCUUGGCCGGAUAUCUAGCGGACAGGUCAAAUUACGCGGGCAGCGCAUCGAGCUCGGAGAGAUCGAGUAUGCCGCAAGCAAGACUCCUGCUUGCGGUAGUUCCGUCGCAGAAGUAGUAGAUGGCCAGCUCGUCGUCUUCUGCGUGCGAGCAGAAACGUCACUGACAUCAAAUGGUGUGAAGCAGACUUGUGGUAAGUGGUUGCCAGUGUUCAUGGUUCCUACAACUGUGGUGCUGCUUGAUGCACUUCCAUAUCUUGCAUCGGGAAAACUCGACCGGACAGCCUUAGCAGCGCUUCGCACGCCAGAACCUCGACCGGCCCAGCGCGGCGUGCUAGAUCAUCCACCGAAUAGCCGUUUGGCUUGCGACAUCAUUAAUACGAUCAAGAAGAUCUGCGGUGUGGAAGCGGACGAGACGACGGACCUUGCUAGUGUAGGUGUUGAUUCUUUAUCUGCGAUACGCAUCGCGGCUGAGCUCCGACGGCUCGGUCAUGAUCGAACAGAUGCGACUGUGAUACUCGACGCUCGGCACAUACAAGAUCUCGAGGAGAGCAUGAAUCAGUCUACCAGCGAUACACCCACGAGGGAUGACGUCCCGAUAUCGCGACUCGCACUGAACGACGAACCUUUGUUGGCUCAUGUCCGCGAUGAGAUCGACUACAUAUCUCCUUGUACGCCGGUGCAGUCAGCAAUGUUGAGUGUAAUUGGCCGAGAUCCUCAGGCAUAUUGUAAUUCGGUCACUUUGGACGUGGAAGCAAGCGCCACGCCGGAGAAGGUUCGAACCGCCAUCCAAGGCAUCUCACAGGCCCACUCGAUGCUACGAUCCGGGUUCAUUGCCACAGCUCAGAGUCGGACUGGCUAUGCCACCAUCAUAUGGAAGAAUGCUGCUGCCGAUCGAGUCAAGAUCGUUGACCGUCUUGAUGACUCCUUCGGAAUCAAUAACGCAAUCGACUUGUUGCGGCCCUCCUGCUUCCAGGUCAUCGCACGAGGGAAUCUAGUACGUGUACUGCUGCAUAUACACCAUGCCUUAUACGAUCAAUGGUCGAUGGAUGUCCUGAAGAGGAAUCUUUCAGCCAGUAUGAAUGGUCGAGCAAUCGCCCACACCGCUUCUUUCGAGCUCGUGAGUGCGCAUUACACAUCGAAGUUGGAAGGAUCUGCCAAAGAGAAGAAUGAAGUCUUCUGGCAAGAUCAGCUGCGGGACUGUACAGCAACAUUAUUGCCGAAUAUGAAUACCAAGGUUGUUGCCCCAGGCCUACAACGAACACAAUGGCACGAUCUGGACCUGGAAAUCGCAGACGCCAGAUCGAAAGCUCUGCGAUUAGGAAUCAGCUUGCCAGCCGUGUUCCAAUCUGCGAUGGCGAUAAUACUGGGUUCUUAUUGUGGCAGCGCUGAUGUUACGUUCGGCGCUGUCUUCUCCGGCCGACACCUACCACUACCCGCCAUCGAAGAGGUCUUUGGUCCUUGCUUGGUCACUCUACCAUGUCGAGUGGACACAUCCACUGCACGAACAUGUGCCGAUAUUCUUCGGGUCCUGCACGCUGCGAAUCGUGACAUGCAGCGGCAUACAGACCUGCCUCUCGCUGAGAUUAUACAAGCUGCGGGUUGUGCGCCAGGCAGUAAACUCUUUGAUACACUCUUCGUCUGGCAGGAAACGACCUUGCAAACAGAUCAUUUAGAUAUAUGCGUCGUGGAGGCGGACUCUCGCGACCGCCAUGAAUUCAACCUUGUUCUCGAAUUCGACCCCACAGACCGCCUUUCCGUGCGCGCCACAUAUCAACGAGCCUUGAUAACCGACGAGCAAGUUGACGUCCUACUUCGUCAGCUGGUUCUGUAUGCUUCGAGGAUGCUAGAAGCUCCGGAAACACUUCUUGCAGAUCUUCAUUCGUGUCUUGACGAGAGUCUGCUAUCUGUCUCGAAUCCAGAGCCCUCGUAUUGUGCCGAUUCGCAUGGUCUCGUAGCGGCGUUCGAGCACCAGGCUACACAGCAGCCAGAUGCAAUAGCUCUCCUGUUUGCCACAUCGAUCGAGAAGGAUGGCAUGACCACCGACAGUCUCACCUUUGCCGGGCUCAACAGACAAGCUAAUCAAAUGGCGCAUUUCCUACGAUCUGUGGGCAUCGCAAGUGGCGAUCUCGUUUGCAUCUGCAUGGAAAAGUCACUCUCAUUGUAUGCAAGCAUCCUGGCCAUCCUCAAAGCCGGAGCAGGCUACGUACCUUUGACACCUGCGACUCCCAGCGCCCGCACCCGCGCGAUUGUGCAACAGGCUCAAGUACAAUAUGUGCUAUGUGAUGCUACAAGCAAGGAAAUUUUGGUGCUCAUGAACGGCACGACAGUACUUGAUGUGAGCGACAUCGACUUCCAUGACUUACCUUCUCAUGACCUUCGCCUGGCAUACGUUAGAGACGACAUCGCAUAUACUGUGUUUACUUCUGGUAGUACAGGCGAGCCCAAAGGUGUCUCUGUGACGCAUGAAAACCUCAACGGCAACCUUGCAGCAUUAUCCGAUCUCUACGGUGUGAAAUCUGGUGACCGUCUCCUGCAGGCAUGCUCACAGGCGUUUGAUGUCAGCGUUUUCGAGAUCGUGUUUGCCCUCACCAGAGGUUUAUGCUUGUGCUCUGCCUCCAAUGCUACUCUUCUCGGUGAUCUGGAGCUCAGCAUACGCUCCUUCGGCAUCACGCACUUGUCGUUGACGCCAACCGUGGCAGCUCUCAUCGAUCCUGCCAACGUACGAACAGUACGCUUUCUGGUCACCGCUGGCGAAGGCGUCACCGAGUUCGUGCGCCAGAGAUGGGCUGGUAAAGGUCUUCUACACCAAGGAUAUGGACCAUCCGAAAUCACCAACAUAUGCUCGAUCAACAUGCAGAUGUCGCUUGACGACAGCCUUGGCAGCAUAGGUCCACCACUCAAGAACACUUCAGUCUUUGUCCUCUCUCCCGAUCACGACUUCCAGAUAUUGCCUUUGGGAUCCACCGGUGAGUUGGCAUUUGGUGGCGAGCAAGUCUUCCGUGGCUAUCUUGGCCGAGACGAUUUGAACUCCACAAAAUUAUUGGAUCAUCCACGGUUCGGGCGUAUAUACAAGAGUGGAGAUACAGGCAGGAUCCAUCCAGAUGGUUCGCUGCUUAUCGCUGGCCGAAUGGACGAUCAGAUCAAGCUCCGAGGUAAUCGUAUCGAGUUAGGGGAGAUCAACGCGGCGAUCUUGAGUAAUCGGGACGUGCAAGAUUGCACUACUCUCCUUUGCGGCGAAACAGAGCCAAAUAAGCUACUGGUAGCCUUCUGGGUACCACAAGCAGCACAAACGCGGAACAGACCCGAUCUCACCAUCUACGAGACGGAUGCUUCGAAAAUUGGAUCCCUUUACGAGCAACUUGAAGAAAAGCUGCCAGCAUAUAUGAUUCCCAGCGUCUUGCUACCAGUGUCUCACUUGCCGAUGACCUCGCAGAUGAAGCUUGAUCGACGAAUGCUACAGCGUUUGAUCUCUGGUGUACAUACCGAGAUUAAGCUGCGAUAUACUCGAGGCAACGAGGUGUCGGACAACGACGAGGAGUGGACUACUGAGCAAUCUAUCAUUGCAGACGCCGUAGCUGAGAUUAUGCAGAUCUCGAGACGUACAGUCGGCAAAUCUAUCUCCUUCUUUGCACUUGGCAUGAAUUCACUCAACGCUAUUGCCGCUGCACGACAAAUAUCCGAUCGUCUCGGUCGUAUCGUCUCUAUAUCAACAUUCAUGCGCCACGCCAGCACCAAGAGGUUGGCAGCGGUCAUGCGGGCAGAAGCACAGUCAGUUUCACCUCAUCACGACCCGAGUUUUAAAGAUACCUUCAGUUCAGCCUUCCGAGCACAGGUGCACAAGGAGUACGCUGACCGUGGUCUUGCUAUAUCGGCCAUCCUGCCUUGCACACCACUACAAGAUGCAAUGCUGUCUGCGAGCGAAGCCAACACUUCCUCCUCGUACUACAACACCACCACAUACCGCAUUAGUGGUGACGUAGAGCAUUUGAAAGAAUGCUGGCAGCAACUCGCUGCAAGACAUGCAAUACUUCGUACCUCGUUCGUACGAACAGAAUCAUCCGAGCACCCUUAUGCACAAGUAGUCUCUCAACUGACUAAUCGGCCAUGUUGCUACCGACUCGAGUCUGAUGGGAAUAUUGGAUGCAAAGGGCUUACAUUUCCGCAACCUCCGCCGGAGUUGUCUCUACAUCAACCAUUCCGUAUCGAUUCAUGCGGCCAAGUUUUGAUUAUCCACAUGCAUCACGCACUUUACGAUGGUGUUAGUAUGAGCGUUCUAGAAGAUGAACUUCAGCAGCUCUACAGAGGUGAGCAUAUGACUUCUGCUAUGCCAUUCGAGCCCUAUCUCGCUUUUGCUGCGCAACACAGCAGUGCUACUGCGAUGGAUGCGUGGACUAAGCGUCUGGCCGGCUAUGUACCAAAGCCAUUUCCUUGCAUUGAUCGUACCGGACGUCACAGCAGUGGUCUUACGAGAGUGAGCAUUCUGUCGCACUCCACGGCCGAUCUCGAUGGGUUCUGCAAACGCUACGCGGUAACGCCAUUAAGCAUCCUACAAGCUGCUUGGACUAAGGUCUUGAAUAGAACCCAAGACGCGAGUGACAUCUGUUUCGGCAAUGUGGUCAGUGGACGUAGCAUACCUUUGCCUGGAGUUGAAAGACUUGUCGCACCUUGCUUCAACACUGUUCCCGUGCGGAUCAAUGUUGUACAGCACAGCAGCAAUAUAAGAUUGAUACAAGAGCUGCACAAGCAGAAUGUUGCGAACUUUCAAUAUCAAUUGACGCCUCUACGACGUCUGCAGACUCUGUCCUCUCAGCCUCAGUGCCAUCUUUUCGACUCUCUGUUGCUGUUUCAACCACCGGAGCAAGUUCUAGAUUCGUCCAUCUGGCAGAAGAUCGAUGAGAAAGGCUCCAUGGAUCUACCAAUUGUCGUAGAGAUCGUUCCAGGCAUCGACGCAUAUACUGCAAAGCUACACUUCCUACGGACGCACAUCACCGAUGAGCUUGCGAAGACUAUGCUACAGGCUUUCACGGACUCUUGUGGUCUAUGCAUACAAUAUCCUUCAGGAGAACUUCGUGAUCAGGCUACAUCCGAUCUCAAGGGCAGACUCGUGCCUGUGAUAGAUAUGGUGCCGCAAAUCCACCCUGACGCUGCUAUUCUUGGUGCUGGAGAGGAAGUAUGGACGUCAGACAUGUUAUUGGUGCGCGACUCAUUCGCUAGGCUUUCCAGAGUAGGCGGCCAGAGAAUCAUGCAGCAUACAUCAAUGUAUCAACUCGGCCUAGAUAGCCUGAACGCUGCACAGAUCGCAUAUUCUCUGCGCAAGAAUGGCCUCCGUGUCGAUGCCGCGGAUGUUCUACAAGCACUGACGCCGGCUGCUAUCGCAAAAGUAGCAUCUAGUGAAGAUGACUCCGAAGCAGAAGAGACACAAGCAAUUGACCUGCUCUCCUUCGAGGCUACACAUCGAGAGGCGCUCGUUCAUGCCGGGUUCCUGCAGAUCACGGAUAUAAAAAGCAUCAGACCUUGCACGCCUGCUCAGCACGGUAUGCUAGCUCAAAGCCAGCAUAUGAAAGGUCAACUAUACGUCAACCAUAUAUUAUAUCGACUACUAGCUACGACAAGCGCCUCACAGAUCAUCAGUGCGUGGCUCUCGGUGCAGAGAAAGCAUCAAGCUCUUCGGACCGGUUACUGGCAAACAGAUGAUGCUGCUAUGCCAUAUUUCGCGCUUGUAUGGAAGGCAAAUGCCGUGACUGUUUCAGCAUCGAAGCAUGUCUCGAUGACGGACAUUGAGGAGCUCGAGUCGAUGGCAUCGACUGCGAUACUGUCGGAACUGCAUCGCCCGGCAUGGCGACUGCAUAUCGGUAGGCAUGAAGAUGGACAAGCUAUGAUGUUGUCUGUUCACCAUGCGCUGUACGAUGCUGAAGGCCUGCAAUAUCUCAUUGCCGACUUUGAGGCAGCUCUUCGUGGAGAACACAUCGGCGCUGAGAUGAGCACUGAUACUCUAUUAAUGGCAGCACUUGGUCCUGGAUGGCUACAGCCGCGAGAAAGUACCGAGUACUGGCAGAAAAUCCUGAAGCACGCAAGGCAGGUAUUCUGA